Molecule: messenger RNA, 792 nt
Organism: Protopterus annectens (West African lungfish)
Lineage: Eukaryota; Metazoa; Chordata; Ceratodontiformes; Protopteridae
Product: otospiralin-like
Exons: 4
Coding region: 137-409 (90 amino acids)
Biological process (GO): sensory perception of sound
Source: RefSeq, a predicted model, not a curated record
UAGUUUAGGGAAGGUCAAGGGAAACCAGUGACGUUUAUUAGAGAAUAUCAUUGCUGGAAACAGUGAGACCCUUUCAUUCCUGCAGUAGAAACUGAACUGCACACUUCUCUUCUGUACCAGAAAGUGACUGUAAAAGAUGAAGCUCAUUUAUGCUGGAUUUUUCUUCAUCUGUGUGCUUGCCAGCACAUAUAUUGAAGCCAAUGUAAUCAAAAGGGAAGUAGGUAAUGCCGAUGAUGAGUAUCCCCAGUCACCUUACUGGCCUCACACUACCUCAGACUUCUGGAACUAUGUGGAGCAUUUUCGAACACUGGGAGCCUACCAGCAAAUUGAAGAACUGGCUAGGACAUUUUUUGCCCACUUUCCACUUGGGGACACUCUUGGCGAUGGGAAUGUAGAGCAUGAACACUGAAGAGACACAUAGUUUGCUAAAUCCUUGUGUGCUACUUUAGCUAAAAAUGCUACCAGUUUUCAAAGGUACCUGUUUUGCUAUGUGUGUAAAAGUUAUACAACUGCUUUGCAAGGCAUUAGUUGUAUAGAAACAGGCAAUGAGCAUUUGGUUGUCUGCAUAUUAUUCUUUCAAUUUAUGUUUUAUAGCAUAAAUAAAACAUAUAGCAUAUAAUAAUUACCAACUGAUGCUGUGAAUUUAUGUUUUUACUGGGACUGUAUUUCAAAUAAUCUUUUAUUUGCCAGUUUCCCUAACUCUUCAGGCUUAAAUUCUGUAUGGCUUCAUAUUAUGUAAAAUAUCACCUUUUAUGAAAACAUAUUUAUUUUGUCUUCUUGAUGAUAUUUUUG